AUGGAAGUAAAACUUGAAAAGAUGCAAUUCCUUGGGAUCUUUGGCAUUCUCCAAGAAGCCUACAAGAUCAUCUACACAUGGAGAAAAAUCUUUUCUCAAAUCACUCUAUUCUUAAUCUUCCCUCUAUCCCUUUUCUUCUUGGCUUACAUCCACAUUUCAAAUCAUAUGGCUCAAAAAAUCCUCUUCCAAAUAACUCAAACCAAAUCCCAAAAGGGUCCUCCAAGAUUUGUCAACCUUUCUGAUCUCGUCAUGUCAUACGAAUUGGCCUAUUUUUCGCUUUUCAUCAUCGUCUACAGCAUCUUUCUCACCAUCAUUUCUAUCCCUUCUACCUCCGUCGUAACCCAUGUUGUAGCCUGUAUAUACACCGACGACAACGAAAAAGUUUCUUUCACACGAAGCUUGAAAGUUGUAACCAAGGUUUGGAAGCGAGUUAUGAUCACAUCGUUUUAUUCUUUAGGAUUCUCUUUCACAUACGAUUCGGUGGCAGCUUGUGUUCUUCUUUUGAUAUUUCGAGUGAUCAUCUUUAGAUAUAGGUUUUAUUGGCACAUCAAAGCUUCGAUAUUAAUUGUGUUUAUGGUGAUGUAUAUGGUGGGAUCAUUGUAUUUAAGCACAAUAUGGAUGUUAUCGAAGAUUGUUUCUGUAUUGGAAGAGUCGUAUGGGUUUAAAGCGUUAAUGAAAAGCCAAAGGCUAUUUCGAGGGAAGAUGGUGGCUGCAACAAUCCUUAUAUUUUUUCAAGUGGUAGUUUGUGGGGCUUUGUUGGGGAUGAUCAGUAAGAGUGUUCUGGGGAUUUUUUGUCUCGUGUUGUUUAUCCAUUUCUUGUUGUACAAGGUUGUUGUGCUGACGAUAUUGUAUUUUGUUUGCAAAUUGUACCAUCGUGAGGAUAUCGACAUGUCAGAUUUCUCAAGUCUCGUUGAAAUUUAUGUGUCGUUAAAGGCUAAUGAUGUUCAAGUCGAGACUGAGAGCCUCCUAGUGUGA
Benincasa hispida (wax gourd) is the source of this 975-nucleotide messenger RNA. The record is from RefSeq and is a predicted model, not a curated record. Lineage: Eukaryota; Viridiplantae; Streptophyta; Magnoliopsida; Cucurbitales; Cucurbitaceae.